Messenger RNA from Nerophis lumbriciformis (worm pipefish), 3506 nucleotides. RefSeq names its product dorsal inhibitory axon guidance protein a (gene draxina). Lineage: Eukaryota; Metazoa; Chordata; Actinopteri; Syngnathiformes; Syngnathidae. The record is from RefSeq and is a predicted model, not a curated record. Gene Ontology annotation, cellular component: extracellular region. Gene Ontology annotation, biological process: Wnt signaling pathway; axon guidance.
AAAUGUUUUAUCUCAAAAUUUUCUUUUAAUCUCAUAAUUCUGACGUUCUAUCGCUUAAUUAUGAUUUAAAUCAUAUUUAUGAGAUACAAAUUAUCUCACAAUUUUGACUUUUUAUCUUAUAAUUAUGACCUUAAUAUUAUAAUUACAGCUUUUUAUCUCAUAAUAUUUACUUUUUAUCUCAUCAUUUUGACUUUAACUUCUAAUUUCAAUUUUUGUAUCUAAAAAGAGUAUCUUUUUAUCUCAUAAUUGACUUUGUAUCUCAUAAUUCCGACUAUUAUCUCAUAAUUAUGACUUUUUAUCUCAUAAUUUCAACUUUCUUACCUCAUAAUUGACUUUGUAUCUCCUAAUUAAGACUAUUGGCGGAAAGGGGCUUCCAUAAUUUCAUGUGCAAUCAGGUUGAAAGAUUAUUUGUCAUUCCUGUGAAGGCUGUAGUGUUUUAAUGAAGUGUCGAGUCCCGGCAGUGUUCACCAGUCAGGCCGCUGCAGGAUGAACGCCCCUCCACUAGGUGGCAGUGUUCUUCUGUGAAGGCUGCUGCAGGAUGCACGCCGUCCACUAGGUGGCAGUGUUCUUCUGUGAAGAACAUGCACCCCAACAGUCCUGAGUUCCCUUUGAAGUCACCGCGUCCUCUCAGACUCUAAGCUGUGAUUUGGUUCUCAGGUGAGACAUUUCUAGCACCUUUACUGACAGAAAACACAUUUGUCACCUUGUUCUGUUUUCUGUGAAAGAAGUCUUCAUUUGAAUCAUUCUGGUGUUUCCGGUUUGUGUGCGAGUAGAAAACAACGGCCGUUAAAGAUGGAGUUUGAUGCCGAGGGUUUGUUCUUCAACUCUACACUUAUUGAACUAGAAACACUCAACAUGUACAAAAACAAUGAAUAGAUAACAUCAAAAAUGAGGGACCAGGACUGUGAUGUAAAAGUCAUAGAAAAAUAAAGCAUGUUUAUUUUUAUUUUACAGAUGCAUAAAAUUAAAAGAAGGCAAAUAAAGUAUAAACUAUUGAGGAAAGAAUUACAAGCAAAUAGUGUUGAUAAAAUACAUUCAGUUGUCAAAUGCACCAUGAAAUAAAAGUGUUUCCAGCCUGGCUUUGAACAAUGCCAACGUCUCGCAUCAUCUGGAAGUUUAUUCCAGAUUUGAGGAGCAUUAAAACUGACUCCGUCACUCUGGGCACCAGCUGGAGACCACCGCUGAGGUUCUCAGGUCUAGAUGUACUUUGAGACCACUUGUGCACAAGAUGAGCUGUUUUAAAGUGGACAGGAAGCCGGUGCAGUGACCUCAGCACUGGACUAAUAUGGUCGUGUUUCCCGCUUUUCGUCAGGACUCGAGCAGCAGCAUUCCGGUUGGACUGCAGCUGCUUUACAGCGCGUGUGAAGAGCCCAGUUAGAAGGACAUGAUUGAGCGUGGACGCGCUCCUCCCGGGGGCGAGCGCCGCUCGGUGCGGGCCAGCCUCUCUCGCCUCAUAAGAAGCCGCACAGUGUCGACGCUCGGACGGAUAGAAGAGGCGCUCCUGCCCGGAACAACACACCUGCGUGCGGAACAUCUCACCUGCUGUCGGGAACAACACACCUUGCGUGGGGAACAUCUCACCUGCUGCCCGGAACAUCUCACCUGCGUGGGGAACAUCUCACCUGCUGCCUGGAACAUCUCACCUGCGUGCGGCUCCGACAUACCUACAAAGCUGCUGUUUCGCCGUAGAAAUGACGGCGCCCUCCUUGAGCGUGGUCCUGGUGGUGCUGCUGGCCGCCGCCGCCGCGCUGUCGCGGAGCGCUGCCGAGCCCGGAGUGCCCCGCAGCAAGAGGAGGCCCAGCUCGGGAAGCGAAGGAGGCGCCCAACAGCACCCCUUGAAGGCCGCACGGGGCUACGGCGGUCAAGCGGCUCAGGCGUCACAGGGCAAAGGCAGGCCCAGUUCUCGCGGGCCGGUCCAUCCCCUGGCCCGCUUCCAGGACGACGGGACGGGCUUGGAGGGCCUGAGUCCGGUGCGGGUGGACGCGGGUCCCGGCAGAGCUGGAAUGAAGAAGCGGCCCAGGGAGAACCACCUUAUGGCCACACGCAAGGGGAGGGGCCACGAGCAGCACUCUGACCUCAGGAGACAUGGCGGGCGACGGGACAAGGCGCGGCGUGGACAAGGUUUUCUUCUGGACCGCAAGCUGAGCGAUCUGCUCCACGAGCCGCCUCCCUCCCCCCUCUCCUCCCACCCCGCCCUCCGCGCGGAGCAUCUCGGCGACGCCUCCCCCUCGUCGCCCCACGUAGGCGCUUUCGGCUCCGGCUCCUCCAUGGUUGCCACGGUGAUGAACGAUCAUCCCCCAACGCUGCCCCCGGCCUCCACCAAGCCCCAGUCAGGAGGAGCAAAAGGGCGAGGCGAGGUGAUGCCCACGCUGGACAUGGCGCUCUUUGACUGGACCGACUACGAGGACAUGAGACCUGUGGACGCCUGGCCGUCCUCCAGGAAGAAAGACAAGAGGCGGAGCAAGAACCUCAGCAGCGGGAACGCCACGGCGGAUGCUGACAUCAUCGAGCCAUGUGACCACCAUCUGGACUGUCUUCCUGGUUCCUGCUGUGACCUGAGGCAGCACGAGUGCAAAGGUCACAACCGAGGGCUCAACAACAAAUGUUAUGACGACUGCAUGUGUGAGGAAGGUUUCCGCUGUUAUGCCAAAUUCCACCGUAAGCGCCGCGUGACGAGGAGGCGGGGCCGCUGCGUGGUCCCUGAGUCGGUGAGCAGCGAUCAAGGAGGCUUCAUCACCAUUUAAAGGAGGAGGACGAGGAGGGGAGGGGGCGUGUCUUACAGGGAGGAAGGUGAACGCCUCCACACCGCUUGUCUGUCAGGCGGACAUUUUGAUGCACAAGUGGAUACUUUUUAUUUGUGGAUUUGCUUGUUAAUAACCUUGGUUGACCAAGGUGUAUACCUGUAUGGCUGUUAAUCACCUUGGUUGACCAAGGUGUAUACCUGUAUGGCUGUUAAUCACCUUGGUUGACCAAGGUGUAUACCUGUAUGGCUGUUAAUCACCUUGGUUGACCAAGGUGUAUACCUGUAUGGCUGUUAAUAACAUUGCAAGGUCUCCUGGUUGACCAAGGUGUAUAUGGCUGUGUCUUUUAUUUUGUAGUUUGUGCAGUAGUUCUUCUUCCAGGUGGAUCACACACAGAAGUGCUGUAAAGAUUGUGCAAGGUGAUGUCAAGUAAGAUUGUUGUUUUGUAUCCUGUCUGAAUAUUUAUUCUUUGUUUGUGCUUCAACAUUAAAGUGGGUUGUGGGAGCAGUGAGCAGUGAGCAGUGAGCACGCUUCACACGGACGCAAUGGAACCCCCAAAGCACUUCUAAUUGGAUCUUCCCACCCUGUAGGAAGUCAUGUAACGUUCCAGGGUCAAACUGCGGCCAUAGACCGCUUGUUACCUUCACAUUACAACACUUGAACUGGCACGGAAGUGUAAAAAGAACUUAACCGCUGUUUAAAUAACAACGCAAGUACGCAUAUGAUGCACAUUUGUGAGUCAGCAAGGAAGUUUUUUUUUUAAUA